AUGGGUGUUUUGGGCCAAUAUAAAACCGGUAUUAAGACACGUCAACCUCCACCACCCGCCCAACAAACGGAACAAUUGAAUUAUAAUCAUCAAUACCAGGCUGGAAGUGCUUAUGAACGUUAUAAUGGCAAUUACAAACCUGCGGAAUAUUAUCAAGGUGAAUCGUUGGUGGUGAAACCCACACCAUCUCCCCAGCCUCAGAUUUUGGAUGCCACAGCUGAGUUUAUUAAUAAGACCCGGGCUGGUAUUGCAUCGGGUAUAUGUUUCAAAGAAGUACCCACCUCCACCCUGGUCAAAAAUGGUCAAGAGCCCGUCAGCAAUGGCACAUCGCCCGGCAUGAGCACAAUCCAAGUGUGCUGCGAAGGCUAUGAGCGGAACCCUCAUGUUUUCAAGAAAUGUGAUCCCAUCUGUGAGGAUGAUUGUCCCAAUGGUAUUUGUGUGGCGCCCAAUCAAUGUGUCUGCAUUCCUGGUCAUGUACGCAACAGUGUGGGUAAAUGUGUCACCACCUGCCCCAUUGGCUGUGAAAACGGGGUGUGCACAGAUGAUGGACAGUGUCAGUGUAAAUCGGGCUAUACAUUAGAACCGAAGCAGGGUAAAUUUUGUGUACCCGCUUGUGAGAGUGAAUGUAAAUUCGGAAAAUGCAUUGGACCCAAUCAGUGUGAAUGUGAAAAGGGUUAUCGUCUAACCGCUGUGGGUACCUGUGAACCGCAAUGUGAGAAUUGUCAGAAUGGUAAAUGUACCGCACCCGGAUUGUGUAGCUGUCAUACGGGAUAUACCAAGGUGGGAGAUGUUUGUGAACCUGUGUGCUCGCUUGGCUGUGACAAAGGUUUCUGCAUUGCCCCCGACACCUGUUCCUGUCCCGUCGGUUCCGAAUUGGAUCGUUCGGGCAUUAAAUGUAAUCCUCGUUGUGAUGUGCCAUGUGUGAAUGGUGUGUGUUCGGCACCCAAUAAAUGUGAAUGUGAACCGGGUUAUGUUCCGGAUGAAAACCACUCGAAUAUGUGUGUCCCCCAUUGUCCUCAAGGAUGUCCCAACGGCUACUGUUCAGCACCUAAUUUCUGUUCCUGUAAUCCUGGCUUUAUAAAGAGCGGUAUUAAGGGACGUUACUAUUGUAAUCCGGCAAAUUGA
Messenger RNA from Musca vetustissima, 1125 nucleotides. RefSeq names its product epidermal growth factor-like protein. The transcript is spliced from 3 exons. The coding region runs from base 1 to 1125 and encodes 374 amino acids. NCBI's taxonomy places the organism in Eukaryota, Metazoa, Arthropoda, Insecta, Diptera, Muscidae. The record is from RefSeq and is a predicted model, not a curated record.